Messenger RNA from Cebus imitator (Panamanian white-faced capuchin), 3894 nucleotides. It is a transcript of the gene HSPA4L, whose product is annotated as heat shock protein family A (Hsp70) member 4 like. The transcript has 19 exons. The record is from RefSeq and is a predicted model, not a curated record. Gene Ontology annotation, molecular function: ATP binding; ATP-dependent protein folding chaperone. Gene Ontology annotation, cellular component: cytosol; nucleus. Lineage: Eukaryota; Metazoa; Chordata; Mammalia; Primates; Cebidae. Gene Ontology annotation, biological process: protein folding. Bases 241 to 2763 code for a protein of 840 amino acids.
GCCGGUCGGAGGCGGCCGAACCGCAGUAGGGAGAGAGCCGGGGGGCGGGACGCUGCGCAGCGGCCUCUGCUCUUUCCGCGGCUUUCCGACUCCCUGUCCUAGAUUUUCCGCUUCGCGGCUUGGGGUCACCUCUGGUUUGCUUCUCGUAGGAGUCGCAAUCCCAGCAGGAAUAGCUCAGAAGAGGACGCUGUUCCCGUACCGAAGGGUUCGGCACCAGCAGCCCGACCAUCGCGCGGCGGGAUGUCUGUGGUUGGCAUUGACCUCGGCUUUCUCAACUGCUACAUCGCUGUUGCGAGGAGUGGCGGCAUCGAGACCAUCGCCAAUGAGUACAGUGACAGGUGUACCCCGGCCUGUAUAUCAUUGGGAUCAAGAACCCGAGCCAUUGGAAAUGCAGCAAAGAGCCAGAUAGUCACAAAUGUAAGAAAUACAAUUCAUGGCUUCAAAAAGCUUCAUGGGCGGUCAUUUGAUGAUCCCAUUGUGCAAACUGAAAGGAUCAGGCUUCCCUAUGAACUGCAGAAGAUGCCUAAUGGAAGUGCAGGAGUUAAGGUGCGGUACUUAGAAGAAGAGAGACCUUUUGCAAUCGAGCAAGUUACUGGAAUGCUGUUAGCCAAGCUUAAAGAGACUUCAGAAAAUGCUUUGAAGAAACCAGUGGCCGACUGUGUGAUUUCAAUUCCUAGUUUUUUCACUGAUGCCGAGAGAAGAUCUGUGAUGGCUGCCGCCCAGGUUGCAGGCUUAAAUUGUUUAAGGCUGAUGAAUGAAACUACUGCAGUUGCAUUGGCAUAUGGAAUUUAUAAACAGGAUCUUCCCUCAUUAGAUGAGAAACCAAGAAAUGUAGUAUUUAUUGAUAUGGGACAUUCUGCCUAUCAGGUCUCGGUUUGUGCUUUUAACAAAGGAAAACUUAAAGUCUUGGCUACUACCUUUGAUCCAUAUUUGGGUGGCAGGAACUUUGAUGAGGCUUUAGUAGACUACUUCUGUGAUGAGUUCAAGACCAAAUAUAAGAUAAAAGUGAAAGAAAACUCUCGGGCCUUGUUGCGUUUAUAUCAGGAAUGUGAAAAACUAAAGAAGCUAAUGAGUGCAAAUGCAUCAGAUCUUCCAUUGAACAUUGAGUGUUUCAUGAAUGACCUUGAUGUUUCUAGUAAAAUGAACAGGGCUCAAUUUGAACAACUGUGUGCUUCCCUUUUAGCCAGGGUUGAGCCACCUUUAAAAGCAGUAAUGGAACAAGCUAACUUACAACGUGAAGAUAUUAGUAGUAUAGAAAUUGUAGGAGGAGCAACACGAAUUCCUGCAGUGAAAGAACAGAUCACCAAAUUCUUUCUUAAAGACAUAAGUACCACAUUAAAUGCUGAUGAAGCUGUUGCAAGAGGAUGUGCAUUACAGUGUGCGAUUCUCUCACCAGCAUUUAAAGUGCGUGAAUUUUCCAUAACAGACCUUGUUCCUUACUCAAUCACAUUAAAGUGGAAGACCUCUUUUGAAGAUGGAACUGGGGAAUGUGAAGUUUUCUGUAAGAACCAUCCUGCCCCAUUCUCAAAAGUCAUUACUUUCCACAAGAAGGAACCAUUUGAACUAGAAGCAUUUUAUACUAAUUUACAUGAAGUGCCUUAUCCCGAUGCAAGAAUUGGGAGCUUCACUAUUCAGAAUGUUUUUCCACAGUCUGAUGGUGAUAGUUCCAAAGUGAAAGUUAAAGUUCGUGUUAACAUCCAUGGAAUCUUCAGUGUGGCUAGUGCAUCAGUAAUUGAGAAGCAGAAUUUGGAAGGCGAUCACAGUGAUGCUGCAAUGGAGACAGAAACUUCAUUUAAAAAUGAAAACAAAGAUAAUGUGGAUAAAAUGCAGGUUGACCAAGAAGAAGGAGGGCAUCAAAAAUGUCAUGCUGAACACACCCCAGAAGAGGAAAUUGAUCAUACAGGAGCCAAAACAAAGUCAGCUAUCUCAGACAAACAAGACCGAUUAAAUCAGACACUUAAAAAAGGAAAAGUCAAGAGUAUUGAUCUACCCAUCCAGAGUAGCCUAUGUAGACAACUGGGCCAAGAUCUUCUCAACAGCUACAUUGAAAAUGAGGGGAAGAUGAUUAUGCAAGAUAAGUUAGAGAAAGAAAGAAAUGAUGCUAAGAAUGCUGUUGAAGAAUAUGUGUAUGAUUUUAGAGACAGGCUGGGCACUGUCUAUGAAAAAUUCAUUACUCCAGAAGACUUGAAUAAACUGUCUGCAAUGUUGGAAGACACAGAAAAUUGGCUUUAUGAAGAAGGAGAGGACCAACCUAAACAAGUGUAUGUGGAUAAGCUUCAAGAACUAAAGAAAUAUGGCCAGCCUAUUCAAAUGAAGUACAUGGAGCAUGAAGAGAGACCAAAAGCCUUAAAUGACUUGGGAAAAAAGAUUCAACUUGUCAUGAAAGUGAUAGAAGCGUAUAGAAACAAGGAUGAAAGAUAUGAUCAUUUGGAUCCUGCUGAAAUGGAAAAGGUUGAAAAAUACAUCAAUGAGGCCAUGAGUUGGCUGAACAGUAAGAUGAAUGCACAGAACAAACUAAGUCUCACUCAAGAUCCUGUGGUAAAAGUUUCAGAAAUAGUUGCAAAGUCAAAGGAACUGGAUAAUUUCUGUAACCCCAUCAUUUACAAGCCCAAACCAAAAGUAGAAGUUCCUGAAAACAAAGCAAAUGCUAACAGUGAACACAAUGGCCCAAUGGAUGGACAGAGUGGAACUGAAACUAAGUCAGAUUCAACAAAAGACAGCUCACAGCAUACUAAAUCCUCUGGAGAGAUGGAAGUGGACUAAGUCUUAAUUUUACCUUCACAUAAUUCAAACAGUGCAAGUAACCACUGGGUCCAUCCUUUACACCUGGUACACACAACAGAUGUUCAGUUGUUCUUAACUACUUUUUGUCAUUUGUUUUUUUGGAGUAGUUUUGAAAAGCGUUUUACAUUGAGUACACUUCUGUUCAUUUCCAUUGCUGCUUAUAUGAAGCUUUAGCCGAAUUAGAUCUGUAAGACAAUUUAAGCUUUCCGGAUACAUGUUACUUCAAACAUGUAGGAUUAAUACAUAGUUGGCAACAGUCUACCUUAUUUAAAGCUUCUACUGGGAUAAACCUCAAUUCCUUUAUUCAGGAAAGGAUACUUUAUUGCACUAUUGCUGCAGAAGCAUAGAUUUAAUUGCAUCUUUAUUUUGAAAAACAAAUGGAAAUUGAUGGGGUUUAAAGCCCCGGAGGCACUGACUUUUUUCUAGUUAUUGUAUUGUUACAAUUUAAGUAUUAAAUAGGUUUCUUAAAAAAUUAGUCCAUCUCAUUGAUGUACCACAGAAAUCCAAAGCUUUGCUGUCAUCACAUAAAUGAACUAAAUCACAUGUUGAAAGGGAGCACACCCAAUUUUAUGUUAAGGUGACACCAGCAGUUUUUUUUUAUUAGUAAUGUGGAUUGUUGUUUGUUUUCUCAGAGUAAUUCAUUGUCUUUUUCGCUUGAAAUUUUUGAUCUUGUCCUGAAGACUAGCUGCUGCUAAAAACAAUGCUAGCCUAAAGAUACAGGAGUCUCUUUGACAAAAUGACCUUCAUGUUAAGGGGAAAUGCUGUUUAUCUACUCAGACAUCCAUCUGUGAUGUUCAUAGUCUUGUUUCAGUUAUAAUAGUUGUCUUGUUUUUUUCUUGAUUUUGUUAAUAUUAUAUACCUUAAUAGGGUAGGGAGAAGUGGCACAGUGUAUUGCAUUAUAUACAUUUAUCGUUGAUUUAGCUAAUGUUACAUUGUAGAUAAACACUAUUAAGUGGUAAUACUUGAAAAGGAGCACUUAUACAAUAAGUCUUAAGAAAUAAUGUUUGUAAUAAACUUAACUAUGUUACAUAUCAACAGGCAAAAAUAUAGAAUGUUACAUAGUGUUAUGUGAUUAAAUUGUAGUUCUUGCUGUUACAUUACCUUUUGAAA